AUCAUAAUACAUUUGUGUUUCGUCGAUAACCGGAAGUGCUGUCUCUGCCUUUUCUUCCUCAACCAACUAAGUGUGAAGUACGCUAAUAAUACAGCGUUGAAAACAAUUAUCAUGCCACGAGAAAUUAAAGAAGUGAAGGACUUCCUCAACAAAGCACGGCGUACCGAUGCACGUGCAGUAAAAAUAAAAAAAAACCCAACUAAUACGAAAUUUAAGAUCCGUUGCUCUCGUUUCUUGUACACUCUUGUUGUGCAGGAUAAAGAGAAAGCCGACAAAAUAAAGCAGUCAUUACCACCAGGAUUGCAAGUUAAAGAAGUCAAGUAAAAAACUUACUUUAUAUCUCGCGCGUGAUUUGGAACGCGAACAUGAGUUGACUAAAAUUUGUAUGAAAUUUUUAAAUUUAAUAAAUUGAAGUUGCUACUUAAA
Drosophila bipectinata is the source of this 426-nucleotide messenger RNA. RefSeq names its product ribosomal protein L38 (gene RpL38). Gene Ontology annotation, cellular component: cytosolic large ribosomal subunit; ribosome. Gene Ontology annotation, molecular function: structural constituent of ribosome. Gene Ontology annotation, biological process: protein-RNA complex assembly; translation. Lineage: Eukaryota; Metazoa; Arthropoda; Insecta; Diptera; Drosophilidae. The record is from RefSeq and is a predicted model, not a curated record.